CUGAAAUCUGGGUGCCGGUGACUUUGACCACCUGAGCCGCCAAACAAAAUGCAUUGCUGACAAACUUGAUUCUCGGAUACUUAUUAGUGUCUGAGCUGGCACUGCCACUGACAAAGUAUUGUACUUGAACCUUCCCUUCUUCUUUACCAACAUUAGUCCCCGUUCGUUUUCACCAAAAUUAAAAUCCCCAACCUCGUUCGUAUCGAACCCCACAGAUUUGCUUAUCUCCAAAUCCAAACACCCCAUCUUCUCUCUCACGCCAAAAUCCCCGUGGAAAAUCAAAUUCCUCACUUCUCUUUUCCUUUUACCAAACCUUUAUCUUUUUUCCAGCCUUUUCUUUUUCCCAUAUAGCAUAAACCCCGUCAUAUUAGCGAUUCUAAUUCCAUGCACCGACACCACCACCCCACCCUUAUAUAAAUACACCACCACCCACCACUACCACACUAUCGCUCACAAUUUCACAAAUCUUUUCCCUAUGUUCCGUAAAAUCCUUUUCCCCUCUCCCCCUCCAAUUCUCUUUUUUCCCUUCAAAUUUUCCUCAUUUCCCAAACACAGGACAUUACUAUCCUUGUCCCCAAACAUCAUCCCCCACGCUCCCCUCCGUUUUUUCUGCCUAACCUCGCCAAUGUCGACCGACUCUCGCGCCCUCCGCACCGUGUCCAUUCCGGCCGCCGACGUGGCCGACCGCUCCGACCUGAUUCGGGCCCUGGAGACCUCGCUCGGGUCGCAUUUCAGCUCCGACCCGAUCGUCCCGACUCCGAACCCGCUGAUAGUCGUCAUCAGCGGCCCCAGCGGCGUCGGCAAGGACGCCGUGAUAAACCGCCUGACGGAGCUCCGCCGGAACCUCCACUUCGUCGUGACCUGCACGAGCCGCGCCAUGCGGCCCGGCGAGACCGAAGGGAAAGACUACUACUUCGUGACGAAGGAGCAGUUUCUGAGGAUGGUGGAUCAGGACGAGCUGCUGGAGCACGCGCUGGUGUACGGCGAGUACAAGGGGAUUCCGAAGAAGCAGGUGAGGGAUCUCAUGGGGAAAGGCUACGACGUGGUGCUGAGGGUCGAUAUCCAGGGCGCCGAGACGCUGCGGCGGGUCCUGGGGCAGAAGGCGGUGUUCAUGUUCUUGACGGCGGAGAGCGAGGCGAAGAUGGUGGAGAGAUUGGUGGACAGGAGGACGGAGAGGAAAGAGGAGUUGCUCGUGAGGAUCGCCACCGCGAGAGAGGAGGUUAAGCGCGUUUCGAGUUUCGAUUAUGUGGUUGUUAACAGGGAAGGGGAGUUGGAGAAGGCGGUGCAGACGGUGGAGGCGAUUAUCGAUGCCGAAAAGGCCAAGGUGCGGCAGCGGAAUGCCGUCCUAUAAUGAAAGAAGAAAAAGUAAGCAAAAUGUGGUGAUGGAGUGAUUAUGGCUCUAAGUAGAGGAAUUGUGAAGGAGUUACUUUGUAAACUCGGUUCUUUCAAUGGUUGACAUGGACAAUUAACUUAAUUUUAAUUAUUUGGUUUGUUGGCAAAUGUGGACUUUUGCAAGGCAAUGCUUAGGAUGAAAGUUUUGCAAGUCUCAGAGAAUAGCUAAAUAUGGGAGAAGAGAAAUAGAUGGAGCACAAUCAGGAGAUUUAUUCCAAUUUUUAUGCCAUUUGUGUAGCUAACAAAGGAUUGAGUUAAUUCAGUUUUGGAACUUCAUACUUAAAAAUCUUCAAUCAGGUUCCUUGUUAACAUGGCAAUAUAGGAUAUAGUCACGGGAAAUUCCUUUUAAUUGAGAAUGAAAGAAGUGGAAAGUUUCAGUUACAAAUCUGGGAAAAAGUACAAGUGGGAGCAAAACCUUUUGAAAGGUGCAAGACCAAUGUGACAAUGUGAUAUUGCGCUUAUUUGAAGGGUUCCUAAGAUAUCUGAAAUGUGCAAGAGACCUUUUUUCCGGUUGAUUUCUUGCCUUUCAGUUUGUUACAAGAGCACCUGGAGCAAGACAAGUCAUGGUGCAUGAACGUUUUAGCAGUUUUCGACUUUUCAAGCCUGGCCUAAUUUCUGAAACUUUAUACCAAUUAUAACAACCCAAGAUUUUUUUUAUUUUUAGGUCAAUGUCUUCAUUUAGUUCAUUAGAUGUCCAAAAAUGUGAAGAGAAUCUAGUCUCUCCUCUCUUGAAAGUAUCUGUUGUAAUAUGCAUUUGGCAUACCAAAUUAUCCAUUUAUUAACAACCUGUCAAUGACAUGUUACCUCUC
This is a messenger RNA of Quercus lobata, 2201 nucleotides long. RefSeq names its product P-loop containing nucleoside triphosphate hydrolases superfamily protein. Lineage: Eukaryota; Viridiplantae; Streptophyta; Magnoliopsida; Fagales; Fagaceae. Bases 476 to 1351 code for a protein of 291 amino acids. Gene Ontology annotation, molecular function: GMP kinase activity. Gene Ontology annotation, cellular component: cytosol. Gene Ontology annotation, biological process: purine nucleotide metabolic process. The record is from RefSeq and is a predicted model, not a curated record. The transcript is spliced from 2 exons.